AUGUACGUUAACUUACCAAAACCCUGCCUCGUCGGGAUAGCUCUGACUAUAUCGACACACUCUGGACCUCAGGUUGUGUAUCACUAUCCACCUAUUGACGAAGUAUCCUCAUCUUGGAGAAAUACAGGCAGGUCAAAAACAGGCCAGCGGCCAAAAGAUAAGCAUCCACGCGAAGAGUUGGCUUCACGAAGCUCAAACCUUACUCAUAGAUCGAUAUCUCAGAGAUUUCAUUAUAACAGUGAUAAUGAAGUUGACAACACAAAUAAUUCAGACACUAAUGAGGGUGACUAUGGCGAGGGUAGCAGUUCCAGUAAUGAAGAUACGACUUCUGGUUUAAGCGACACUGAAAUGUCCACGGAUGAUGCCGAUCUCUCCAGUAGUUCUAGUUCAGUUUUGGAUGAUGAGAUGUCUUCCCUUGGUGAUAAUGACCAAAGUGCUGCUUCUCUACUUGGUGCGUCACAUGGAGAAAAUGGAUUGCAUUCGCGGGAAUCCUGGGGAAGAGAUAAUAUGAGAAACUCACAAGUUAGUGCAAGUAAGUUAUUCCAAUUUCUUAGCGGUGAAGAUUCUAAGCGGAACUCAAUAGUUUCAAAACUCACACCACGCAAGGAAAAUGUAUCAUGGGGAAAUACUAAUGGACCCGACUUGAUCGGUGGUAAUGAGCCAAAUAAGUUUACACUGGAUGAAACGUAUUUUGGUUCAGAGUUUCAGGAAAUAAAUAAAAUUUUCCAUUUCGAUUCAGAGUUUUUCGCGGAGAUAUGCUGUCCUCCCAAAGAAAUGUGUAAUACGAGAUUUGAGCUAUCAAUUGACGAUUUAUGUUUGGUAGGUUUACCCAUUCAUAUCAAUGAAAACGGUGAAUGGCGCAAAUCGAAGAAAACGAAGCAAAGCAAUCGUUCCAAAAGGUCUAAUUCAACUUCCAUGGGAAGGAAAAUGUCCGUCGCCAGUUCUCAUAAAAGCCAUAGAAGUGAGCAAAAUAUCUCAGAAGAAGAUGAUGCAGACGAUGAGCAUAGCAUAAAUGGUGGUCAUGUUGAUGAUGGAUCAAUCAUGGACUCUAAUGUUGAAAAGGACGAGUACAAGGAUUUGGAGAGCAGUAUAAAUAUGUUUCACGUCUGCUUUCUGAUGGAUCCUCAUAUCGUUGAAUAUAACGAGCGUGUUGAUGACAUGUACCAUUUUGUUAUUUCAAGGCUAUCAUUAAUCUUAAGGUACACACAAUCAAAAACGAGUUACGUAACAAGAGAAUGCGUCCGUAUUUUGAAGACAAAAGAUAAGGUUAUGAAGUCGUCGGAAAAGUAUAAGGCAAUCAGAGGAUCUGCUAAUAAAGGGAAGUAUCUUUACCAAAGUAUUCUGAACCAAUCUUCAUUAGCAAGGGCGUUGACAAAAUGCUUUGAUUCGCUUAUCAAAAAUGAGGUUGUAAAUUUAGAAAUCGAUGGCGAUAAAAUUAUAUCGCUUCAAAUUCCAAUCAAAAAUGAGUUUUCGCGUUUGCCAGAAAUAAAAACGAAUCCAGUUCUUCGAGGUUCAUUUUUGACAUCCAUUUUGAACAGAAGGUAUUUAGAAGAGGAUUCCGUAUCCGACACUGGUAAUUGGUCAGGGAGUGUUGAUGAGAACGAUGAUUUACUUGAUUAUGCACUUUUACUUUUAGGUGAACCAGCUAAUAUUAUACAAGAGCUACAAGAGUCUUCGUUCAGUGAUGAUAUUUCAAACGUGAUUUUGAUCACACUGGUUAAACAUUUGAAACCGACUAUACCACUUCGUUCCUACCAGUACCUAGUUGAUGAUAUAAUUGGAAGCUCCAUUCAAGGAGAGGAGGAUAAAUCUAAACGCAAUUCUUUCCAAACUAGCAUGCUAAGAUCGUUUGCCCUCCACCUCAUGUAUUGGAGACAUGCCCGAGUUAUUAUUCCGAUUUCCUCUAAAAAUGUUUACAUUGUAUCUCCACUAGCUCCUAUUAGAGGAACUGCAACUGAUGAUUUUGAGAAUCAUGAUUCUCAGUUUCUGGAAGGAAAAGCGCUGAUUUACCAAAAUCAAGAGAUCUUCUCCAAAAAAUUUCCUACUUUACCACCAUUACCAUCUUUUCUGAGUCUAAUAUCAACAGCGAAGCCAAGGAUGUUUGGUCACAUCAUACCUUCUCGCGAUCAUAAGAGCAUCUAUUUAAGCGCCCUGAGUUGGCUAAUAAGGUAUGGGUAUCUGACACAGUUAUUAACAUUUGGCUGGGUUCGAGUUGACUCAAGAAUCAAAAUUGCAGUAGAUGAAGAUUUAGAAAAAGACGGUGUCAGAAGACAGAACCAAAAACAGCCUCAGAAAAGUUUAGCCAAUGGUCUUAACGAUAACAUCGUUUCAAAAGGCGCCACACUGUCGGAACAAGAUGAAGAUGAACAAGGUUCUUACUACGGAAGCGAGGAAGACCUGAUUGAUAAUGCAGACUAUACCAUAAUUUUAGAACCAGAAAGAGCCACUGCCAUCGAGAAAAGAUGGCUAUAUAAGUGUGUCGAAGGUCAGCCAUCGGACAUUCAGGUUUUGUUUCACAAGCUCGUAAAGUACUUCAAUGGACGGACACCUAUGGAAAUAGUCAUGAUGCGUGAAGGAGUUUCAAAACCCGAGUUCAACAAGCUAUGCUUAGCGUUGGGCAAAUACUACGUCCAAAUUAAUCACUGGUAG
Messenger RNA from Lachancea fermentati, 2649 nucleotides. Lineage: Eukaryota; Fungi; Ascomycota; Saccharomycetes; Saccharomycetales; Saccharomycetaceae. The record is from the annotation of a GenBank genome assembly.